AUGAUUGAUGAGAAGCUAUCCUAUCGCGAACACCUCGAAAGUGCAUGCAAGAAAGCCAGCAAGACCGUAUCCAACCUAUCAAGGAUCUUGGCCAACUCGAUAGGACCACGAACCAGGAAAAGACGAGUCCUGCUUGAGGUAGUAGCGGUGCAGCGGAGAGGCGCUCUCAGGGUUGCUUGCGCAUACCGCACCGUCUCCGAAGCAGCAGUACUGGUGAUUGCAGGAGCUGCGCCUAUCGACUUAUUGGCGUUUGAGAGAGCCAAGCUCUACGACGCUAAAGGAAAUGGUGACAACUCCAUGGAGCACGGGGACACGGACUUCUUCCUGACCCAGUUAUUGACGGGACACGGGCAGUUCAAUGCUUAUCUUUUCAAGAUGGGCCUGCACACCACACCGACGUGCAAAUACUGCCCUAACAAAAUUGACAACGUCGAGCACACAUUCUUCGAGUGUGCUCGGUGGAUUGACUAUAGAAGUACCACCGAAGAGAUCAUAGGCACCAGGCUCUCCCCCUCAAGCCUGGUGGCCUAUAUGAUCAAAAAAAAAAAGAAAACUGGUCAGCUGUUGAAGCUUACGCACAGCGCAUCCUGA
This is a messenger RNA of Homalodisca vitripennis (glassy-winged sharpshooter), 591 nucleotides long. RefSeq lists its product as uncharacterized. NCBI's taxonomy places the organism in Eukaryota, Metazoa, Arthropoda, Insecta, Hemiptera, Cicadellidae. The transcript is spliced from 3 exons. The coding region runs from base 1 to 591 and encodes 196 amino acids. The record is from RefSeq and is a predicted model, not a curated record.